Messenger RNA from Salvelinus namaycush (lake trout), 2154 nucleotides. Its product is annotated as calcium uptake protein 2, mitochondrial-like. The transcript is spliced from 12 exons. Gene Ontology annotation, cellular component: uniplex complex. NCBI's taxonomy places the organism in Eukaryota, Metazoa, Chordata, Actinopteri, Salmoniformes, Salmonidae. Gene Ontology annotation, biological process: calcium import into the mitochondrion; mitochondrial calcium ion homeostasis. Gene Ontology annotation, molecular function: calcium ion binding. The record is from RefSeq and is a predicted model, not a curated record. Bases 21 to 1277 code for a protein of 418 amino acids.
GGUGUGACAGUUUAUGGAAAAUGGCUAGCUGGGGAAGGGCUGCUGGAGUUUUGAGAAACUUUUUGAGGAGACCUUGGUCGUACAGAGCGCUGCAUCGUGCCUUGGGACCUGGCAUUUUGGGGUCUCUCAUUGGAAGCGGACUGAUAUAUUAUCACUAUGAACCGAGCAAGAGGUUUUUUCCCUUCACCGUUCAUGCCGAGGAGGAAAAGUUGCUUCCAGUGUUCCAGCUGUCUGCCAGACGGAUGUGCUUCAACCAGUUUGCUUCCAUGACGUACAAUAAGGAACUCUACAUGACACCAAGGGAUUUCCUCUUCUCAAUCAUGUUGGAGAAUGUCGACCGUAAAUUACCAAAGAAAGCUCUAACCAAAAAGGAGGUGGAUAAGAUGCUGGAUGCUGCCUCACGGGUCCAGGCAGGUAACAGUCUGUUCAGAAACUUCGGAGACGAUGGUCUGAUAUCCUACACAGAGUACCUGUUCCUGUUGACUAUUCUGACCAAGCCACACACAGGAUUUCAUAUAGCUUUCAAAAUGCUUGAUAUUGAUGGCAAUGAGCAUGUGGACAGAAAGGAGUUUCUCAAGCUCAAGAAAAUCAUUGGGAAAAGAAAAGAGACGGUGCCUAAGGAAGGUGCCACAGACGUGAAACCAGUCGCAGAGGGGGAUGAUGUGAACACUACACUGCAGGCCUUCUUCUUUGGCAGGAAUGGUGAAAACAAGCUUCAGUACAAGGGAUUUUGCAGGUUCAUGGAGGACCUUCAGGCGGAGGUGCAGGAGAUGGAGUUCCUGCAGUUCUCCAAGGGUAUGGACACCAUGCGGCGGGAGGACUUUGCCGAGUGGCUGCUGCACUACACCAACGAGGAAGCCAACGAGGCCUACUGGGAGAACAUGAGGAAGAGGAUCCCCGCGGGCCAGAGCAUCACAUUUGAUGAGUUCAAAGCAUUCUGCCUCUUCACCAACAACCUGGAGGACUUUGCCUUCUCCGUGAAAAUGAUAAGUGAAGCCAACCGACCUAUCGGAAUGGUCCAAUUUAGGCGAGCUGUGAAGAUUGCCACAGGGCACGACCUCUCUGAGAACGUGCUGGACACUGUGUUCAAGAUCUUUGACCUGGACGGCGAUAACUGUCUGAGCCACAAGGAGUUUAUCGGAGUGAUGGAAGACAGAGUACUGCGCGGCUUGAAGGUGCAACCCCAGCGUGGCAUCACAAAUUACUGGAAGUGUGUGAAGAGGGAGACCCUAAAGGGGGCCCAAGAGGCCCUCCGGGACACCGGAAGCCCUUUUUGAGGGGCUAGGCCAUUGGAUGGAGAAGCGCCUUACGAGUGUUCACUGGGUGACUCCAAUGUAAAGCAUUGAUGGCUGACCACUAGUUGACCAUUAUCACUGGAUAUUUGUCAAUGGAAUAUAAACAUGGUCCUAAUGAACUAAAUCAAUGUUUUUCAGGCUUUUUGUUUGUGAAAAUAUUAUUGCCAUAUACAGUACAAUCUAUGGGUGAGGUUUAUUCUAAUAGAAAUUGGUUGUUGUGAUGCUUGAUACCAGUCUAUGCAUACAAGGCAUAUAAAUGUGAGAUCUUUUUACAUUUUAUUGAAUGUGUCAUGGCACUUUUUACCCUGUUUCCCUCAAAUGCAAGUGAUUUGUUUACAGGUAGACAUGGUUUACUGUGGUAUCAUCUGAAAGUUCUAAACUUCUGAGUCAUAUAGGUGGCAAGAGUCAUGUUUGAAAUAUGUUUGUCUUCAACACAUUGCUAAGUACAGUUGUGUUGUAAUAUAUUGGCACCCUUGCACGAUUCACUUUAAUUUCUUCAAUAAGUUGACAUUUAAGCUUUUUGUUCACCCAUGUAUUUAAGAACUGCGCAGGAUCCCCAAAAAAUUCUGAAAUGAAGAUUUUUCACUACAAAGUCAAAAUGGUCUGGACAAAAGUAUUCAGAAUUCCAAUUAAUUUGGUUGAAGGCAGGAGAUUCUUGUUUACGGUGUAAUUUUUCGCCUUUGCUUACAGGGUACAAAGCCAUUCAAUAAGUUUUGAAAACAGAACAUUCUGCUCCAUUGCACUCCAUUGUAAAGUGCAAGGGUGCCAAUCUAUUAGAUCAUAGCUGUGUACUUUUUUUUUUUUUUUUUUAUAAAUUGAGAAAUGCUGCAUUGCUCCUGGAAUGUGCAUUUGGGAAAGA